Darwinula stevensoni is the source of this 492-nucleotide messenger RNA. NCBI's taxonomy places the organism in Eukaryota, Metazoa, Arthropoda, Ostracoda, Podocopida, Darwinulidae. The record is from the annotation of a GenBank genome assembly.
AUGAACUCGUACUUUGAACAAAGUGGGUUCUACGGUGGGCAAAGCGGCGAUCAAGCGGCUGCUGCUGCUGCUGCUUACCGUUUCCCAUUGGGACUUAGCGUAUCUCCCUAUGGACAAACUCAAGCUCGCACGAGUCAGGACUUAGCCUACGACACUUCGGCGGCUUCUGCCUGUAAACUUUAUGGCGCGACUUCUCCGAGUGCUGACAGCUCGGCCUACAAAGUGGAAUGUGUGACCAAAGAACAGACAAGUUUCCCGACGUCGACCAGUAAAGACAUGGGUUUGGGCUCUUGGGCCGGAGGUGCCCUUGGUGCCAUGAGGGCACCCGUAGGUACCCCAGAUCCUAGCAGAUAUGGGGAUCCCACGGGUGCUCGGGCUUCGUGGAAUCAUUGCUCGCUGAACAACACGGCACCCGCUGGAAUGGUGGGUCAACCCAUGCAACAAGCCGCUAAUCACACCUUCUAUCCCUGGAUGGCCAUUGCAGGUAGGUAG